Tachysurus vachellii is the source of this 6069-nucleotide messenger RNA. RefSeq lists its product as uncharacterized. Gene Ontology annotation, molecular function: zinc ion binding; nucleic acid binding. NCBI's taxonomy places the organism in Eukaryota, Metazoa, Chordata, Actinopteri, Siluriformes, Bagridae. The transcript has 2 exons. The coding region runs from base 3146 to 4390 and encodes 414 amino acids. The record is from RefSeq and is a predicted model, not a curated record.
AUGGACGGGAAGUGAACUACUGUUUACAGUUUUAGGUCAGAAACGUAAUUAUUGUGAGGCGAGCAAAGCGUUUUGGAUUAAAAGGCUUGGAUAUUCCAUUUCCUUGGAUUCUUGGGGAUUUAUGAAAAAUAUUUGUUUUGGAAAAUAUUACCCCAGUGAAGAAAGGGAAGAGUUUAAAUUGUGAUACAGCUGCCGGCGUGAAGGUAUCAACACUACUGGGAGUAAAGAUGCAGUCUGUGUUUAAAGGUAAAAUGUACAGCCAGCUGCAGGCACUGUACAUGAACAGAGAGCGUAAGAUCCAGGUCGGAGGCUCAAACCUGGACAUCAGCUACUGGGAGAGUCUUAUGCAGCAGGUGCGAGUCUACAUGGCACGGGCAAGGUAAGGCUCUUCUACCAGUUGCUUAUGCUAGAUGUUAAAAAUAAUAUGUUAUUAAUAUAAACCCCUCAAUGUUUCACAUCCUAGACCAUAGGUUUGUGCUGAAUGUUCAGUUUUAAGACAUAUAAUAGAAAAAAUGGCACGGUGAGUUAGUGGUUAGCACGUUCGCCUCACACCUCCAGGGUUGGGGGUUCGAUUCGUGCCUCGGGGGUUUCCUCCGGGUACUCCGGUUUCCUCCCCCGGUCCAAAGACAUGCAUGGUAGGUUGAUUGGCAUCUCUGGAAAAUUGUCCGUAGUUUGUGAGUGCGCGAGUGAAUGAGAGUGUGUGUGUGCCCUGCGAUGGGUUGGCACUCCAUCCAGGGUGUAUCCUGCCUUGUUGCCCGAUGACGCCUGAGAUACGCACAGGCUCCCCGUGACCCGAGGUAGUUUGGAUAAGCGGUAGAAAAUGAAUGCAUGAAUGAAUGAAUGAAAUGAAUACAUUUUAGGAGGUUACAUGAUGCUAUAUGGUGUACUCAAAAAUUAUCUAAGGGAGUCAAAACCUGUAAAUCAAUGUACAUCACGGAAAUGCUUAAAAAUAUGUUUCUUCCUGUUUCUCCUUCCUAUUUGCAUAUGUGUAAGGCUGUGACAUCCAGUUAAAAACAAAAAAAAUGUGUAGAAAAUAGUGUAAGAAAUUACAGAAAUUGCACCCAAAUUCCACUCCAAGGUACACAUCUAAAAGAGCUCAUUCCUAAAAAGGUUUAAGUAUCAUAAGGUAAUACGUUUAGGACUCUAAACGUAUAAACUUGAUUCAAUUAUAAAUAUGGGAACGGCAGCAGGACAUUAAGCAUCACCACGAACAAAGGGUUUACGUGACUGCGAUUACCAUUUAAAGUGACCACUUGGUUGAUAACAAUACCAAGCCAAGGUCUACGUGGCCGCGAUUACCAUUUAAAGUGACCACUUGGUUGAUAACAAUUGUAACAAUACCAAGACAAGGUGUACGUGACCAUGAUUAACAUUUAAAGACAAUCAGCUAAACAAGGUGUAGCCCAGCCAUUUGGGAGACAUUUAAUUCUUACACUCAACACACAUUCGACGCGGAACUUCAUUUAAAUUACCAAAAGGGAAAACUGUAUAUAAUGCUUGAGCAGGAUUUGCUCUGGGUUCUUAUUGACUCCGAUGAACCCAAAGUACGUCAUGUAUUUUGUCACUGCUAUGCUGGAAUAAACUUCUUGUUCUUCAUUAAGAUCAUCACCAUCAUCGUCUUAUUUUUACACUACGCAUUUUUUAUUUCUUCUUUUACGCUGUUUUUGAUUCAGGGAACCCCCUCGUUUAAAAAAACCUAGAAAAGAAAUGUUUUAGUGUAGAAUAGAACAUAGAGUAGAGUUUACUGAUCAUACGCAGGAGGAGUUAUUAUUAUUGUUAAGCCUAUUCUGUACAUUUCUGUUUAAGAUUCUUAAGGAACUCUAUUAACCCGACGUAGGGUGGUGACAGUUGUAUGUGAAUCGUUGUUUCUAAAGUAACUGAAGCAAAGUGCUUAAGCUGAUAGGUUUCUAAAGUAACUGAAACUUGUUGUGUGGUUGUUAUAAUUCUGUUAAGAUUCUAAAGUAACUGAAUCAGCCCGACGCAGUGUGGCAGUUGAAUUAUAGCUAAAAGUGUUUCUAAAGUAAGUGAAACAAUAAUAGUGUAAAGAGCCCGACGCACUGCGGCUCUGUAGAGUUUAAAGCAAUAACCCGAGGUAGUGUGGUGUUGUCUAACAGACUGUAACAGUGUUUUAAACUUACGUUUUAAGUCCAUGUACUGUGGUUAAGUAAACAGGUAGGUUUUAACGCAAAGAAACCCGACGUACUGUGGUUUUGUCCGACGUACUGCGACAGUGUUAAACUAACGUUUUAAGUCCAAAAGUGCUGUGACUAAGACUGUUUUAAAAUAUAACAAAUAAAACCCGACGUACUGUGGUUUUGUCCAACGUACUGUGACUGUGUUACAUUUUAAACUGUUUGUGAGUUUGUGAGUGUUACUGUUUGCGACUGAAAGUGUUGGUGAGGGUUAUUGUUUGUGAGUGUUACUGUUGGUGAGUGUGUGUGAGUUGUGAAGUGUUACUAUAGUCGAACUCAAGUGUGCCUGUGUCCGAAGCAGUGAGACUUUUUGAGUUCAAAAGCCCGAAGUAUUGUGGCUGUUUUGUUCAUUUUUGUCCCGAAGUACUGGAGCUGUGAAUAAAUAGACUAACAGUUAACUAGACAACCUGUAGUCACAGAAAUUGUGUAUAGUUGUAAGACUAAGAUUUAAGGAAAGCUGUGAGUUUGUAAAAAUGGAACAGCUGAUUGUUAAGUACAUUGCUAAACACGGUUCUCAGGGAAUGUUUGAUGGAAUAGAGAACAUUGUUGAUAAACCGUAUGAGUGGGCUAUUUCUAAGUUUGAAAAAUGACCCAAAAAUGCCCAAGAACAAAAAAGGACAGAUUGCCAAUGCACUGCAGGCAGUUCUUGCAUCGUGCAAAGUCACUAGAAAGACUUUAAAUGCAUUAAAGGCUGAAAAUGAGCAACUGCAAUCUAGACUAGAUGAAGGGAUUAUCUCUAAAAGAGAUUACCAGAUUAAUGGAAUACUCUGGAAAGAAGAAAAGAUUAGGAUGCAGAAUGAAAUUGCACGCCUUAAAACUAACAACAGCAUGCUUAGUUCAUCUGUGGAAACAUUGUUCAAAGAUUUAGAGGAAGCAAAGUCUGCUUGUCAAUUCCUGUUAAAAAAUAGCACAACUGAAACUAGCUUCAGUAAGACAUCUGUACAGUAUGUGGCAUGUGGAGUAAUCAGGUUCCUGAAAUGUUAGACAGUGAUGAGAACUCAGAAAGAGAUUCUCAUUCAGUCAGGAGUCAAUACUCUGACUGUACAGUUAAGUUCCCCAUGACUCCAGUUCACUUGACUACAACUAUGCGUGCUAAUGAAGGAGUGGAGGAACCAGUGACCUCUACUAUGGUCAGAGGGUUUAAACCCAAUGAGCUCGAAGCUGUGAUUAAAAGUAUUGCUAAAUUUGAUCCUGCCAAACAAGAUCCAUUAGACUUUCUAAAAGUUUUCGAGCUAUAUGUUGACAUUUACAGAUUUACAGAUGGUGAUGCGUGUGUGUUGUUAACUGUGUGUUUGCCUGACACUUUGUCUGGAGCGUUAAAUCAGAAAGUCAAAACUAGAACUGCCAAUAAGUUAGAGAGGAAACAGGCACUGCUUGAAGUCCUCGGUGUAAUGUCAGUUGACUGGGAUAAAAUAUCGGAUGUGCACAUGAGGAAAGGGGAGCAUCCCAUGGCAUUUUCAGAGCGAUUAUUGGAGACAUUUAAAACUUUCAGUGGCAAUCCUGACAUCACACCGAAUGAUGUCAGUUUUAAAUCUGCUUUGAUUAACAAAUGUGAUUCACUCACCCGUUCUGCUGUGUCAAUGUUUGUAACCCAUCUCUCUGAUUAUAACGACAUCAUUGCUAAAAUGACACAGUUUUUCAACAACAAUGCUAACGCAAAGAGAUCCCAUCCUGUUUCAGCAGUAGGUGUCAAAAAUCUCAAUAAGAAAAGAGCCAGCCAGGUUUCCUGGAAAAACGAGAACUACACUACUGAAGAUAGAAAGGAAAGACUACUCUCUCGUAACCCUGAUAACCCCCUGGUGUGUUAUUCAUGUGGCAAGGAGGGACAUAUUUCAAGGGAAUGCAAAUUUUCCCUUAAGAAAACAGGCCGCAAAACAGAUUUAAAUCAGUUACAGGCUACGGUAAACAGACUGAGAAAGGAGCUCAAAAAUCUGUGUAACUCGUUGCCUGCUGUUUUUCACCAAGCCACUCAACAAAUUUGGCAAGGUCAGAAAAACAAAAUGCAUUCUGGUCAGAAUGUGCACCAUCACAAAUUUGAAAGUAGCGAUGACGUUGUGGUAAAGAAUUACCAAAAUGAGGACCCAUGGUCUGCUCACUGUGAGAGACUAGGCAGUGAUUCACAUCAUAAGCUCUGCCACAAAACUAAAAACCAACAACCUGGUAAGAGAUCAUUCCACAUAGAUCCAUUAAUAUCAUAAAAAUCUGAUGGCAGUCAUAAGGUCCAUGUAAAUAGGCAAGUUUAUGUUGUAUGUGUUUGUAAUGUUUUUGUGUGCUGUGUUUAAAAAAAAAAGGGGGGGGGUAUAAAUUCAUUAUGUUUUCAAGUGUUUUUCAGGUCAAAAAGAAAUAAAGAUGUGGGGGUGGCAGAUGGACUUGGAUGACAGCUCUCGUGACAGCAUUAAAGAUACGAGUGCCAACGCUGUCCCAAAGUGCUUAUCUACAAUGGAUCCAUGUUCUGGUCUUGGUGAACCUUACAGCAUGAUCUCCAAACCCAGAUGAACAGGGUAACAGGAAUGUAUAAGGUCUUCUUGACAACAGCAUUCCUAAGGUAUCACAGUGCUAUUGCAACCAGUUCAUCACCACCUCAGAGAACAUCUUCAAGUAAAUAAUCACAAGGAUUUGUAAGGAUUGGAAAAAUUGUUUGAAAGGAUUCUAAGUAUGGACAAUUUGGGAAUAUUACAGAAGAAUGUAUUAAAGAAUGGACUUCAGGGACUUUUAGGUUUAUCACACAGUUACCAUCAGGAGAAUGGCGAGGAUUGGACAUAGAACGCUGUGACAAAACUACAUUGGUUUUAUUUGCGAGUUUGAUGCCUUGGAAAAACAAGCAUUAUCUGGGGCACCCCAGACUAAUUAUGAGGCUUGUGAAAUCAAUCUAACGCAUGUCCACAAUAAUUUUACAAGAGUAAUAGUUUCACACAGGAAAACAUGUCACCACAACUCAUGAUCACUUUUCUAUCUUUGUUAAUGAUAACCACAUGAUAACACUUGGUUCGAAAUUAAGGUUACUUUACUUUGUAUAAUUCCAGAGACAGCUUGGUUCAUAGGAAAAUAUUACUUUCCACAUGUUAAUUUCACUCUACAGACAAUGUCAUUGAAACCAGCAGACAAUUAGUCUUUGAGGAAGAUGUACCAGAAUUUGAUUUUGAGUUACCAAAAUAUAUAAUAAUGUUAUUAUAGAAUAUGUUAGUCAUUAUGUCAUAAUGCAAAGAAAGGAUGACCAUAUUGUCAAAGCUCAACAAGGUCUUGUAGGAAAAGAUAAUGUUUUGACUAAACAAAUGCAUGAUGGUGAUUUGGUUAUUGCAUAUUAUGAUCUGAUUUGAGAUGUAACUUUCAAAACUGCAGUUUGUGUAUGCAUCUGAUAAUUUAUUUGAUAAUUCAAUGAUCAAUGUGGGACGUUCCCGUUGGCUGUGAUGGUUUCUGAAUGUCUCUGCUCCUAACCCAAGUAAUAUUUUACAUAGAACCAAAUUUUAAGAAAAGUCUGUGAUAAGUUUGCCUUAUGGAAUGGAGCUAAAACCAGUGUGCGUGAGGUGAAGUUUCUAUGACGGGUAAGAUUCUCUGAGGGCCGAAGGGGAACAACCUAAGGCAGGGCUUCACCGAAGUGACCACUUGGUUGAUAACAAUACCAAGCCAAGGUCUACGUGGCCGCGAUUACCAUUUAUUUUUUUCAUUCUUCAUUUAUUCAUUCUUAUUGACUCCGAUGAACCCAAAGUACGUCAUGUAUUUUGUCACUGCUAUGCUGGAAUAAACUUCUUGUUCUUCAUUAAGAUCUUCACCAUCAUCGUCUUAUUUUUACACUACGCAUUUUUUAUUUCUUACAAUAGUCAUAACUGUUGCAGAUCCAAACAUUAAAUAGACAUAGUUUUAUUAACCACUGACCUAU